Messenger RNA from Pseudogymnoascus verrucosus, 1680 nucleotides. RefSeq lists its product as uncharacterized. The transcript is spliced from 3 exons. NCBI's taxonomy places the organism in Eukaryota, Fungi, Ascomycota, Leotiomycetes, Thelebolales, Thelebolaceae. Gene Ontology annotation, cellular component: membrane. Bases 88 to 1533 code for a protein of 481 amino acids. The record is from RefSeq and is a predicted model, not a curated record.
CCUCAAACCACAACCACGAUCGUGCGAGUAAACACAAACUCAUAACUGUACUGCUUUCCGCCAGGCUCUAUAGCAUACUGCGGGAAGAUGGGUGCUCUAUUAUCUAUCCCGCUAUUGGCGGUGCCCAGCAUCGGCACUGUCCUAGGCUUCGCAGCUUCGUGUUGCGGCGCGGCGACUUGCUCAGCGAUAUGUAGCAUGUGCGGUAAAUGUGGCAACAGUGUCGCCACACGUAUCGCCUAUGCCCUUAUUCUUAUGGUUAACUCGAUCUUUGCCUGGAUUAUGCUCACGCCGUGGGCGAUAAACAAACUACAACAUUUGACACUCGAUUAUAUGACGAUCAGCUGCCCGGAAGGCGCAUGCUAUGGAUGGGUUGCUGUCCAUCGCAUCAACUUUGCGCUCGGGGUUCUUCACCUGUUGCUGGCGUUACUCCUCCUUGGUGUCAGGUCUUCGAAGGACCAACGAGCCGGUAUUCAGAAUGGAUUCUGGGGUCCUAAGAUUAUUGCAUGGCUUGCGCUGAUUGUCCUGUCGUUCCUCAUCCCCGAUGGAUUCUUCAUGGUCUGGGGCAACUACAUUGCCUUUGCAGGCGCGAUGCUAUUCCUCCUACUCGGCCUCAUCCUCUUAGUUGAUCUGGCGCAUACAUGGGCAGAAUACUGUCUAUCCCAAAUCGAGGAGAACGAUUCGAAGGCAUGGAGGGGUAUUCUCAUCGGAUCCACUCUUGGGAUGUACGCGAUCUCGAUCACGAUGACUGUUGUGCAAUACGUCUUCUUCGCUGGCGGAGGAUGCUCUAUGAACCAGGCAGCAAUCACAAUCAACUUGAUUCUCCUGUUUGUUGUGUCGGCGAUUUCCGUUCACCCUGGCAUCCAAGACUAUAAUCCAAAGGCCGGGCUUGCGCAAUCAGCCAUGGUUGCUAUCUACUGCACCUAUCUCACCAUGUCCGCAGUUUCCAUGGAGCCUGACGACAAGCACUGCAACCCCCUUGUCAGAGGGGGACAAGCGACAAGAACUACGACGGUUGUCAUUGGUGCUAUUGUUACCAUGCUUACUGUUGCGUACACAACCACCCGCGCUGCAACUCAAGGCAUGGCACUCGGUGGCUCAACCCAAAGCAUCAGGCUCUCAGAUGACGAGCACGGACUUAUCACCACGCAGCCCGACAGCCGCCGUGAAAUGCGCGCUGCCGCUCUCCGUCAAGCUGUAGCUGAAGGCAGUCUCCCGGCCGAUGCACUCCUGGACGACGACAGCGACGACGAGAGCGACGCUGGGCGCACGGGCAAGGAUGAUGAGCGUGGCGCGACUCAAUACAACUACUCCCUCUUCCAUAUCAUCUUCUUCCUUGCAACGGCCUGGGUUGCGACGCUGCUUACUAUGAAUUUUGAGGAGGACUCGUCAGAGGAUGGCCUUGACUUCGUGCCGGUGGGAAGGACGUACUGGGCUAGCUGGGUGAAGAUUGUGAGUGCGUGGGUGUGCUAUGGUAUCUACACGUGGACUCUGGUAGCGCCAGUGGUUCUUCCUGAUCGUUUUGAAUUUUCAUGAGGAGAGGCUGGUUGGUAGGCGUUGGCAUGCUGUGCGCUGUACAUAGUAGUUUUUCAAUACCGCAUUGGUUUAUGUAGAUACAAUCGCGAGUGGAACCUAAAUAGUAGUCUUGAGGACUAUAAUCUGAAUGGAUAUCCCUUUUCUAGU